Messenger RNA from Pieris macdunnoughi, 2211 nucleotides. The record is from the annotation of a GenBank genome assembly. Lineage: Eukaryota; Metazoa; Arthropoda; Insecta; Lepidoptera; Pieridae.
AUGGCGCGUCGCCUGGCGCUCUUUGCGCUCUUGGCGUGUCUCGUGAGCGCGCUCCAUCCGCCUCCAAGACCCGCAGACCUCUCCAUCUCCGAAUCAGACGACCCCUUUGCCUUUUGGGACGAUUACGACGAAUCUCCAGAGUUCGUACCUGUCCAAGCAUCCAUCCCUAAAAACAGACCCAAAGUGAUUAUACGAAGCAAAAUACCAAAAGUUAAUGUAACUAUGAAAAAAAGUGAUAAAAAUAAAGUGAUUAAGACUACUAUAAAAAUUGAAAGUCAUACGAACUUUAUUGUGACAAGGCGAACACCAGUGAAUAGUAAAAUUACGCGGUCCCCUUCAAAAAAAGUGGUGUCAGAUCAAGAGUUGUGGGUGGAUAUCAAUGCAUCAACGCCGAGGAGUACCUCAAAAAAACCAAAUGUUCGGAGGACUACUACAAGUCGGACUACUUCAACCAAACGUCAAACGACAAAGCAGCCUCGCAGAACUACUCGCAGCCAGCACACUACGGUAUUACGGCAGACGCCUAAACGGAAAUAUAAUUUGGUAUCAAAGAGUACAAAGGCGCCAAAGAAAAGUCCAUGUCCACCAAAACACUCCGGGUACAAGUCGACUGCGUUAGAAGAUGUUAAAGAUAAAAGGCCGUCUACACAAAAUAAUUCAGGUAUUUUUACAAGAAUUUAUAAAUGGAUCGUUGGGUCGAAGACAUCUUGGUUUAGUGGGGGAUGGUUUCAGCCAGAUAUCGAAGCUCCGUCCAGAAGCACGACACCAGUCCCCCCCAGUACUUCAACUGGGAACUGGUUUCAAUUAUUUCUGGAUUCGGAGGAUAACGAUAAUGCCCAUUCAACUAAUGGGGUCAAUAUAAAGAAGUCGGAUAAAAAGGUAGUGAGAAAAAAUUACAAAGGUUAUCAACUCCUUCGAUCAUACCCCGAUACGCAAUGGAAAAUACGAUCCCUGAUAGACCUACAGGAAGAGGGAGAAGGGUCAGGUUUAAUGUGGUGGACUCUACCUUCUCUCAAUGGCUCCACAGAUCUGCUCGUUCCCCCAGAUCUCUUAGUAGACGUAAAAGAUCACUUAAAAUCCUCUAACGUCGACUUUGAAGUUAUUAUCUGGGACCUACAGAAAGCCAUUAUGUAUGAGAACCCGAAACUUUCGAAGAAACAACGACUGGAAUUAGUUCAAUUGAGAGGACAUCCGAUGACCUGGAGGCGAUAUCAUCGCUACGCUGACAUCCUGAGAUAUUUAGAGUAUUUGCAACUUUCCUAUUCUGAUAUUGUGGAGCUGGUCCCGCUGGGACGCUCUUCGGAAGGAUUGCCUUUAGUUGUAGUAAAGAUAUCAUUACCAACAAAUGAAACAAUGACGAAGGCUUCCAACACCAAAGAGCAGAAGAAGAAGUGGAAGCUUCGUUCAUACACAAAACCAGCUAUUUGGAUAGAUGGCGGUUCCCACGCAAGAGAGUGGAUCGCUCCAGCUGUGGCUUCUUGGUUAAUACAUAAUUUAGUUGAAGGAGAAAAAGACUCGGGCAUAGAUUAUGAAGUGCUAAAAGUGGCAGAUUUCUACAUAAUGCCGGUGUUAAACCCCGACGGAUAUGAGCAUUCGCACACUCACGAUCGCCUCUGGAGGAAAACAAGAUCGCGGUUGUCUGACUCCGACGAUUACGGCGGCUGGCUACCAUGGAACUGGGGACGUACCGAUUGUGUGGGUGUGGACGCUGACCGCAACUGGGAUUAUCAUUGGAGGGAAAAGGAUUCUUCACAGGACCCUUGCUCGGACAAUUAUGCCGGCCCUCAUCCAUUUAGCGAGCCUGAAACUAGAGCUGUUUCAGAAUUCUUGGCCGAACAUAGGGGCCAAAUUAAGGUCUACCUAUCUCUUCAUGCGUAUUCACAAUCGUGGCUUCUACCAAGUUCUCAUGCUUACACAUCGUACUCCGAUGACGGCGUUCUUAUGGAAAUGGGCAAACUGGCUACAACCGCUUUGGCAGAUAUGUAUGGUACGAAAUAUAAGGUUGGAACAGCUGCAGAUAUUCAGCAACCAGCGUCUGGUAUGUCCCACGAUUGGGCCAAAGCUCGGGCAGGAAUUAAAUUCUCAUACCACGUCGAUCUUCGGGACUCUUACGGUCCUUAUGGAUUUUUACUGCCAGGCUCACAAAUAGUCUCUACGGCGAGAGAAAUAUGGCAGGCAAUAAAAGCUAUUGUAGACAAUUUAUCGUCUUGA